GAUUUGGGUUUGAAAAUGGCGUGGGGCAGAGAGGACAAAAGAAAGAAGCAAUCUCUCUAGCCUAAGAAGGGAAUGCACUUGCACGCAUGGCUGGCGUACCAAGCUGGAAAUUAAAACCAACUGAAUAAUGUAUAGAGAGACGCGUGUUUGAUGAAUAAAGCCUUGGGCUUGUGCUUUUUCUCAAUUGGGUCUGUCGUUUUUCUUGCGGUGGUGUUGUCCAUGCGGUGUAAGGAAUCUCAAACAAGUGGAAUUCAUAACACCUCUAUAAAUCUCCUACCCCGCCUUUGGCUCUUCCCUGCACAGGAGGAUAUAAAGAGCAAUCACACAUAUCCUCUUUGUCAGCCGCCGGGCAUUUCUUUCUUUCUUUCUUUCUCCUCCUCUUCUUCUUCUACUAAAAGAAUUUGAGUUUUUAGUAUUCCAGUUUUGGAGAAAAAUGGUGAACAACAUCAUACGUACGGGCUUUGGCGUUGCAGGGAGUGUCAUAGCCUUAUGUAUGUACGCAGUGCCAGCUGUUACGUUCAAGAGGGUUAUAAAGAAAAGGACGACGGAGGAUUUCUCAGGGAUUCCCUACUUGAUAGCACUCUUUAACUGCCUUCUGUAUACAUAUUAUGGAUCGCCUCUUAUAAGUAAUGGGUGGGAUAACCUUGUAGUUAUGAUUGUCAAUGCUGUUGGCCUUCUUCUUGAAUUCUGCUUCAUUUCCAUCUAUCUCAUCUUUGCACCGCCCAAAACCAAGAGAACAAUGGUGAGAAUGCUUAUUGGAGUGCUGACAGUGGCUGGAACCAUUGCAGCAGUCUCUUUGUUUGCUUUGCAUGAUCAGCAACAAAAGAAGUUCCUUGUGGGUACUGUAGGAAUGGUGGCCACGGUGAUCCUCUAUGGAUCACCCCUCUCUGUAAUUAGACUGGUAAUUAAAACAAAAAGUGUGGAGUUCAUGCCCUUCAAUCUCUCAUUUUUCGCUUUCCUUAGCAGCACUUUGUGGCUGGCUUAUGGUACUCUCAGCAAGGACAUUGUCAUCAUGGCACCCAAUUUCAUAGGAUUACCCCUGUCACUAUUUCAGAUGAUAUUGUACUGCAUCUACAGACACAAAAAGAGUGUAAGAAUUGAAGAUGGAAAAUUGGAUGCAGUUGAGGUGGACUUGGAGAAGAAUAAAGCCACAGAAGAGGCAUGCUGCUGCACAGAGAAAACAAAGCCUGAUCAAGAAACUGAAAUGCAGUUGAAAGUCUAAACGUUUCAACUGCAAUUUACUCAUGUUUGUGACGCUCAAUACACAUUAAAUCUUGUGCUAUGUGCUAUGUGCUUUAUCAUAUUCUAUUUGAAGACGUAUCAGUUUCUGUUUCCUGCCCAAGUGUUCCAUAAGAAAGUGAUGAUGAGAGAUAUACCUCAUUGUUGUUAUUAAUAAUUUAAACUAUUCGAUUUCCAGGAUUCAAGCAUUAACGCUUUCCGCAUGCUGCUCUUUUAGUUUUCGAGCGUGCGAGCUGUUGUACUACUCUUACAACUUUACAAACAAAAAACUUGCCAAACUUUGUCAUCACCA
Messenger RNA from Cryptomeria japonica (Japanese cedar), 1531 nucleotides. Its product is annotated as bidirectional sugar transporter SWEET3b. The transcript is spliced from 6 exons. NCBI's taxonomy places the organism in Eukaryota, Viridiplantae, Streptophyta, Pinopsida, Cupressales, Cupressaceae. The coding region runs from base 434 to 1222 and encodes 262 amino acids. Gene Ontology annotation, biological process: carbohydrate transport. The record is from RefSeq and is a predicted model, not a curated record. Gene Ontology annotation, molecular function: sugar transmembrane transporter activity. Gene Ontology annotation, cellular component: membrane.